Microtus oregoni (creeping vole) is the source of this 9728-nucleotide messenger RNA. RefSeq names its product ubiquitin protein ligase E3A (gene Ube3a). The record is from RefSeq and is a predicted model, not a curated record. The transcript has 13 exons. Gene Ontology annotation, biological process: ubiquitin-dependent protein catabolic process; protein polyubiquitination. The coding region runs from base 294 to 2942 and encodes 882 amino acids. Gene Ontology annotation, molecular function: ubiquitin protein ligase activity. Lineage: Eukaryota; Metazoa; Chordata; Mammalia; Rodentia; Cricetidae.
CCUGAGGAGAAGCGCGGGUCCCGCAUGAGCCCCGGCGGUGGCGCCAGCGAAAGGGAACGAGGCGGUGGCGGGCGACGGCGGCGGACCAGGGCGACCGGGACCAGAGCCCAGGCGCGGGGGCGAGGACAGGUUAAAAAUCUGUAAGAGCCUGAUUUUAGAAUUCACCAGCUCCUCAGAAGUUUGGCGAAAUAUGAAUUAUUAAGCCUCCGUUCAGAUCACGUUAGCAACUAGACUGGUGUGACAACCUGUUUUUAAUCAGUGACUCAGAGCUGUUACCACCCUGAUGUCCCCGAAUGGCCACAGCUUGUAAAAGAUCACCAGGAGAAUCCCAGUCUGAGGACAUUGAAGCUAACCGAAUGAAGCGAGCAGCUGCAAAGCAUCUAAUAGAACGCUACUACCACCAGUUAACCGAGGGCUGUGGAAAUGAGGCCUGCACGAAUGAGUUUUGUGCUUCCUGUCCAACUUUUCUUCGUAUGGAUAACAAUGCAGCAGCUAUUAAAGCCCUUGAGCUUUAUAAAAUUAAUGCAAAACUCUGUGAUCCUCAUCCCUCCAAGAAAGGAGCAAGCUCAGCUUACCUUGAGAACUCAAAAGGUACACCUAACAACUCAGAGGUAAAACCGAACAAGGACGGAAAAGGAGCUAAACCUGAUUUUAAAGAUGUGAAUUACCUAACUGAAGAGAUAGUAUAUGAAAUUCUGGAAUCGUGUAGAGAGAAUGAUGAUUACUCCCCUUUAAUUCGCGUAAUUGGAAAAAUUUUUUCUAGUGCUGAGGCAUUGGUUAUGAGCUUUCGGAAAGUCAAACAACACACUAAGGAGGAAUUGAAAUCUCUACAAGAAAAGGAUGAAGACAAGGAUGAAGAUGAAAAGGAAAAGGCUGCAUGUUCUGCUGUUGCUGCUGCUGCUGUCGCUGCUGCUGCUGCUAUGGAAGAAGACUCAGAAGCAUCUUCUUCCCGGAUGGGUGAUAGCUCACAGGGAGACAACAAUGCACAGAAAUUAGGUCCUGAUGAAGUGACUGUGGAUGUUGAUGCCAUUAGAAGGGUCUACGCCAGUUUGCUCUCUAAUGAAAAAAUAGAAACUGCCUUUCUCAAUGCAAUUGUAUAUCUGUCACCUAACGUGGAAUGUGACUUGCUGUAUCAUAGUGUGUAUGCCCGAGAUCCUAAUUAUCUCAAUUUGUUCGUUAUUGUAAUGGAGAAUAGAAACCUCCACAGUCCUGAAUAUCUGGAAAUGGCACUGCCAUUAUUUUGCAAAGCUAUGAGUAAGCUACCCCUUGAAGCUCAAGGAAAACUGAUUAGACUUUGGUCUAAAUACAGUGCAGACCAUAUUCGGAGAAUGAUGGAAACAUUUCAGCAACUAAUUACUUACAAAGUCAUAAGCAAUGAAUUUAAUAGCCGAAAUCUAGUGAAUGAUGAUGAUUCCAUUGUUGCUGCUUCAAAGUGUUUGAAAAUGGUCUACUAUGCAAAUGUAGUAGGAGGGGAAGUGGACACAAAUCACAAUGAGGAAGAUGAGGAAGAGCCUGCGCCUGAUGCCAGUGAGUUGACACUGCAGGAGCUUUUGGGAGAGGAUAGAAGAAAUAAGAAAGGUCCUCGAGUGGACCCAAUAGAAACUGAACUUGGUGUUAAAACUCUAGAUUGUCGAAAACCACUUAUCUCCUUUGAAGAAUUCAUUAAUGAACCACUGAAUGAUGUUCUAGAAAUGGAUAAAGAUUAUACCUUUUUCAAAGUUGAAACAGAGAACAAAUUCUCUUUUAUGACAUGUCCCUUUAUAUUGAAUGCUGUCACAAAGAAUUUGGGAUUAUAUUAUGACAAUAGAAUUCGUAUGUACAGUGAACGAAGAAUCACUGUUCUCUACAGUCUGGUUCAAGGACAGCAGUUGAAUCCAUAUUUGAGACUCAAAGUCAGACGUGACCAUAUCAUAGAUGAUGCACUUGUCCGGCUAGAGAUGAUUGCUAUGGAAAAUCCUGCAGACUUGAAGAAGCAGUUAUAUGUGGAAUUUGAAGGAGAACAAGGAGUGGAUGAGGGAGGUGUUUCCAAAGAAUUUUUUCAGUUGGUCGUGGAGGAAAUCUUUAAUCCAGAUAUUGGUAUGUUCACAUAUGAUGAAGCUACAAAAUUGUUUUGGUUUAAUCCAUCUUCCUUUGAAACCGAGGGCCAGUUUACGCUGAUUGGGAUAGUCCUCGGUCUGGCUAUUUAUAAUAAUUGUAUACUGGAUGUCCAUUUUCCAAUGGUUGUCUACAGGAAGCUAAUGGGAAAAAAAGGAACCUUUUGUGACUUGGGAGACUCUCACCCAGUUUUAUAUCAGAGUUUAAAGGACUUAUUGGAAUAUGAAGGGAAUGUGGAAGAUGAUAUGAUGAUCACUUUCCAGAUAUCACAGACAGAUCUUUUCGGUAACCCAAUGAUGUAUGAUCUAAAGGAAAAUGGUGAUAAAAUCCCUAUUACAAAUGAAAACAGGAAGGAAUUUGUCAAUCUUUAUGCAGACUACAUUCUGAAUAAAUCAGUAGAAAAACAGUUCAAGGCUUUUCGCAGAGGUUUCCAUAUGGUGACUAAUGAAUCUCCCUUAAAGUACUUAUUCAGGCCAGAAGAGAUUGAAUUGCUUAUAUGUGGAAGCCGGAAUCUAGAUUUCCAGGCCUUGGAAGAGAGUACAGAGUAUGACGGUGGCUAUACCAGAGAAACUGUUUUGAUUAGGGAGUUCUGGGAAGUUGUUCAUUCAUUUACAAAUGAACAGAAAAGACUCUUCUUGCAGUUUACAACGGGCACAGACAGAGCACCUGUGGGAGGACUGGGAAAAUUGAAGAUGAUUAUAGCCAAAAAUGGCCCAGAUUCAGAACGGUUACCUACAUCUCAUACUUGCUUUAAUGUCCUUUUACUUCCGGAAUAUACAAGCAAAGAAAAACUUAAAGAGAGAUUGUUGAAGGCCAUCACAUAUGCCAAAGGAUUUGGCAUGCUGUAAACAAAACAAAACAAAAAAUGAAAAACGUUACAAAACUUAGUAAAUAUAAUCAGAGGGAUAAUUUGGUGGUGAUAGUGUCCCAGUACAGAAAGGCUGUAAGAUAGUGAACCACAGUAGUCAUCGAUGUCUGUGCCUCCCUUCUUCAUUGGGGACAUUGUGGGCUGGAACAGCAGAUUUCAGCUACAUAUAUGAACAAAUCCUUUAUUAUUAUUAUAAUUAUUUUUUUGCGUGAAAGUGUUACAUAUUCUUUCACUUGUAUGUACAGAGAGGUUUUUCUGAAUAUUUAUUUUAAGGGUGAAAUCACUUUCGCUUGUGUUUAUUACUGCUUGAGGUUGAGCCUUUUUGAGUAUUUAAAAUAUAUAUACCAACGAAACUACUCUCGCAAGGAAAACAUUGCCACCAUUUGUAGACCAUGUGUAAUCUUCAAGUAUGUGGGUUUUUUGUUUUUUUUGUUUUUUUUUUGUUUUUUUUUUUUUUGUUUUUGUCCCUGUAUCUAACUCAAAUCAGGACCUUCUUCUUUCCCCCUGCUCCUAUCAAUUUGCUUUUGAAACUUGAAGUCUUGGAAACAGUGUGGUGCAAGUACUGCUGUUCUAGCCCCCAAAGAGUUUUUCUGUACAACAUGUGAGAAUCAAUAAAGAUGGAAGGGAGAACUUGGAAUGUUUGAACCACAGCCCUCAGAACUUGACUUUAGUAACAGCACAGCAAAUUAAACAACUCAUGCCACAGUGUGUUGUCUUCAUGUGUCUGCAGUGAAUGGUUCCAGUAGCCAGUCCUCUUAAUAUGUGAAAGGACAGGGUCUUUUUUGUUUGUUUUGUUUUUGUUGUUUUAAGUUUACUGGGGAAAGUGCAUUUGGCCAAAUGAUAGGGUAGUCAAGCCUAUUGCAACAAAAUUAGCAAGUUUGUUGUAUAAACAAGCAUGUAAAAGUGCACUUAAAAUGAAUCUUUAUUAUUACCUAGAUUUUAAAUAGACAAUCCAAAGUCUCCCCUUGUGUUGCCAUCAUCUUGUUUAAUCAGCUAUUUUCCAAGGCACUCGAUCAGUGUUGCAGCAUAACAGAAAGGAUGGCUACUGUGCCUUGUGUUCUUUAGUCACACAAUAAGCAGGCCUGCAAAUGAAUGGAACUAUUACUCCUGAGAAUUACAUUGUAUAUCCCCCAAUUUAAAUUUUACUUCAAAAGUGUUAAAUAUUUCAUGUGCUAUAGAAAAGUACAAAUAGGCUCAAAUUACUGGAUAUUUAAUGUAGCUUCCAUUCGUAGUCUUCUGUGUCUGUGAUGUUAAUUUCUCUUGUUGCAUAAUGAAAUAAAAGAAUUAUGUAUUUUUAACUAAGGAGAGACAUACUGGUAUAUCAUUUUACUACAAGCUACAGCUAAUUUGUUGAGCUUGUGCCUUGAUUAUUUUAAAAGUUAGUACAAAAUCAACCUUAUAUUUUAAAAUUAGCAGAGGAAAAUGUAGCUUUCAAAUCAUUGAAAGUGGGGAAAGGAUGUCUUUCAGGAUUUUUUUCAUUGUUGUAGUAAUUGAAACAGAAGUAUUAUUUACUGUAAUGCUAAAUAAAGCAGUGGCUUAAAAAAACAAACUGUACCUUAAUGGGGAAGAAAAAAGAACACAGUGCUUUCCAAUUGUGAUAUUUUAAUGUGGGUUUAUCCUGGGCUAGCCUUUAGAACACUGUUGUGGUAUGUAUGCUACCUUGACAAUAGGACCCCUAAAUGUGACUCUAGUCAUCUUAAAGGGCCUCUCAUCCACUUUGCUUCUUAUGUAUUAUGAAAUUGCUAAGAAGACAAAUUAAGUGGGUACAUUUUAUAAAAUAAAUUUGUGAAGAAAUGUGUGUUCUUCAGUUCUCAAGUUUUAUUAUCACUACAGUAUUGAAGUAGUUGUGAUACUAUACUUGUGUGAAAGUUUCAAGUGAUAAUAUAGAUUAUCAGACAAAUGUAACAUCAAUAUAUUUAAUAGAAAGUGGGAAAAAACCUAAAAGAGUUUUAAGAGGAUAGAAUAAACUCAUUUGCUUCUUAAUUAGUUUUUCUCAGCAUGUUACCAUGUUAUUAUGGCUACCUUUUCCUUAUUGCUUUCUUAGACUGGCAAGAAACAGUAUCUUACGAGUAAAAAAAAAAAAAAUACCUUUUAGUGUUGUCAAAUGUCUCAAAGUUACAGCAUAAAAGCACAGCCUGCAGCAAAACUUUUCUGGAGACUUGGCAGCUGCAGCAAAUUCAUUGAGUGUCUGAUUGUAUAUAUUGUGGUCUAUAGUUAAUUGUGUGAACAAGUCCAGUUACAGUUACCUUAGCUUUAUUUGGAGAUACAUCCCUGUAUAGGAAGGUAUAUGUCAGAAGAAACCUAUAAAUGAGGCUCCGGAGAACACGUUCAUGGUAUCAUGUGGCACAUGCUUAUAACUAGGCAGCAUCACUGUUUCUAUAAGGUGGCUAUGUUGAAACUUAAACCUGACUUCAGGAAUUUUUUCUCAAGAAUUCACAUAACCUAGUGGAGAAAGUGUUUUUCUAGGCUACUCUGUAUCUUUACCCUUCCUCCUCUUCCCAGGACCACCAGCGUAAAAUAGUAAUAAUAGCAACUGUCACUUGUUGCUUCUCUUACCUUUUCUCCUCUUAUUCCAUGUCAGGACUAGAAAACAAUCUUUGGUAUUUGGUGGGAAGGUGUUUAGAUAGAGCCCCCCCCCCCCCUUUUUCUUAUUACAUUCAAAUCAGUAAAUUGACUUUACUAACAGUUACAAGAAGUUUUAGUUACACGUAUGUACUACAUUUCACUUUGUGAAGGCUCUUAAUCCAGUAAUAUUUCACUGAAAGUGUGCUUUGAAUGUACUUUGCAACAAUACUAGUAAUCUCCUAUUUUCCAUAUGGAGAACUCUUGUUUUUAAUCCUUGAUAUCACUGCAGCGUUGGGCUACUACUUCCUGAACAACUCAUUUUUCCAUCCCAACUCAUCUACACUGUGUGUGGAUACUCUUCUGAUUGUACCUAUAAGUACUUGUCUAAACUUUUUGGUCAACCUCAGUAAUUCCCCAAGAUUCUUCUCUAGCAGCUUAUCUUAUCAGACCUCUAUUUCCAAGAUGUCUUCAUGGUAUCUCAAAGUCAGUACAGUACCUAUAAAAACAAAAUUUGUAUUCUUGAAUUUCCUAGCCAUUAUUUUUUGCUUGUGGGGACUGAUGAAAUGGCUUAGUGGGCAAAGUUUUCCACACAAAAUUUGAUGACCUGAAUAGUCUCCCUAGACCCCACAUACACAUGGAAGGAAAGAGGAACUCCAUAGCAGUAUCCUGACCUUUUCACAUGUGCUAUGACUUUUGCUCCCCCCCCUCCAGUUUAUCAGACAUAUAAGAAUAAUACAUUACAUUCAUUAUGUCUCACGUUUAAUGCAGUUACUGACAUCUCUCAUCCCUAAAGUUGUUGCAAGUUGUCAGCCCUUUUCUCUCAAACCUAUUCUGUUCAGUUUUACUUUAUUUCAGGCCCUAAUCCCUUGGUGCAGGUUAUCUUCCCUGACUCUUAAUUCUAAUUCUUUUCAUUCUCCUAAAGCAGUUUUUCUUAUUUAAUGUAAUAACUUCCCUUUGGGAUAAGUCUUGCCUCAUACAGAGGGAUUUCUGUGUAAUUUCCUAGUGCAGACUGUUCACCAACACCCCUCCACAUCCCUACUUAGCAUUGUUACUUAGACUUUGUACAACUCACAUAUUCUUGAAGUUGAAUAUUCAAAGUAUCAUGUUCAUAAAGACUUCUGUUCCCACAGUAUGCCUGCAUACCCACAGUACACAGCCUGGUGGAUCACAUUUACUGGAACAGUUGAGACUUUCAUGAAUUACUACUGUUCUCUUAUGGGUUAGGUUUGAUUUUUGAACUUUUCUAUUUUUCUUUUUAACAUUUUUUUGUCUUGCGUGGAGUCUAAAUAAAAAGUCACAGUGGAAAUUGGCCUGUAAUGAUCUUUCUGUCUUUUAGGCAGUAGGUACAGAAGAGACAGAAGGAUCUAUAGAAAGAUCAGUAGGUGGUUAUGUUGAGACUUAAACCUGUUUUCAGAAAGAAGUGUUUUUCUGAGGCUGCUGUUUGUGAUGUUCAGUCCUUUAGUUGCUUGUUUUAAGACUAUCUUUACCCUCUCUACCCUUCCCAGGACCACCAGAGUACAACAAUACUAAUAACAACUUUCUCUUGCUGCUUCUCUUCUCUCCUUAUACUCUGUUGGUCACCAUAGAACAUAGAUCUAUUCUGGACUCAUCGAAUCAUAUUAGCCUAUGGAAAAGGAAGUCAGAGAGUUAGAAAGCAAGAGUUUUUGUGACUCUACUUUCCACCUUCUGUUGUACUCUAGCAAUCAGUAACCACCUUAUUUAUGCCGUCCCACAAACUUCCCUUUAUUUCAGAACUGAUGGCAGCUGGCACCUUCAGUCAUUAUGCUAUUACUUGUCCCUCAGAUUUUCAAAGAGGAAUCCUCCAGAUGCUGUUCUAUGUAAAUGGGAGUCAUAUUUAACAUUUUCUUAUACUUCGUAAGUCAAAUUCCUAUAAAUUCUGGUGAGAACUUUCAGUGGCUGCUGAGUACCUGUGCACAUGCUCCUUCAUUUCACAAAAUAAGUCAGUCACUGUAACUUGAGAGAUUAUACACCUUACCAAAAGUCCUAUAGCCAGGAAAAAGAAUGACUAAUCUAUGGUCGUCCAUAUGACCACCUAAUAAUUGUCAUCUUCCCCUUGCAAAAAAAAAAAAAAAGGCAUCAAAUUAAGAUUCUUAGGUUGAUAUGCAUGGGACCUAGGGUUAUUAUCCUAAUUAUUUUUCAUUCUUCAGAAAUCUGUAGAAAAUGAUGUGGAAGGUGUAUGAAAAAUAGUACAGAGGGGUUGAGAUUGUCAUUCAAAUGACUCCAGAGUUUAGUUUUGAUCCUGUCAUUCCCUUGACUUGGAUUUUACCCAAUCCUACCUUACUGUGUGGUUUUAAUGAAAAUACCAUACAGAUGCUAGAUAACAUCUUGGAAGACAUCCUGAGAGGAGUUCUCCCAACAGUUGCUUGUUAACUAAAAGAAAACAUCAAGAGAUUGGAAUUGUCUGUAAUAAAGAUUUAUUUUGGAAGAGUUGACCUUAUCUCAUCCACCUUUAAAUGGAAGAGAUUUGCUUUCACUCAGCUUUGUUUGAGAUAAAAUUCACAUAAUAUAAAUUCACCCCUUUAAAAAGUGUAAAAUUUGUGGUUAUAGUAUAUUCACAGAGUUGUGAAGUUGUCCUUACAUAUAAUUCCAGAGCAUUUUCAUCACUGUAAGUUUUCCGUACCCAUUAGGUGUGACCGCCUGUUCUUAACACCCAGCCCCUGGCAACUACUCAUCUACAUAUGCCUAUGAAUUUUUCUGUUUUGGACAUUUCAUGUUAAUGGAGUCAUGAUAUGUGGCCUUUUUUGUCUGUUCCCCAGCCGCCCCUAAAGAUAUGAGUUCAAAGUACAUUCUUGUAGCAUGUAUCGGUACCGUUUUCUUUUGUGGCCGAAUAUUGUCAUUGUGUUGAUAUAAUGUAUUUUUUUGCUUAUCGAUUUGGUUGUGGAUAUUGUAUUGUUUCUGCUUUUUGCAUAUUAUGAAUACUACAACUAUGAACACUUUGUGUACAAGCUAAGUUUUCAUUUCUCUUAUGUCCUGUAAAUAUCUUAUGAUUUUAGUUCUUAAAUUUAGGUCUUUGAUCCAUUUUUGCAUGUGAUGCAUUGUAGGGAUCCAGUUUCAUUCUUUAAUAUGUGAAUAUCAAGUAGAACAAAUAAUUGUUACAUAGACUAAUAAUUAUCUCUUUAUGAAUAGGCUUGACAUCCUUGUGACAAAACAAAUUCCCUGACACACACACACACACAAAUGAGUGUAAAAAUGGACUCCUUGACUUUAAUCUAUUGUUCUAUGUGUUCUUAAGCCAGUACCACAUUGUCUUAAUUGUAACUCUGUAGUAGGUUUUGAAUUUAGGAUGUGUACGUCCACCAAUUUUGUUCUACUUCAAGAUCAUUUUACCUAUUCUGGGUCCCUUGCAUCUCACAUGGAUUUUAGGAUCAAUUUGUUAAUUUCUGCGUAACAAGCACCUGUGAUUUUGAUAGUUUUUGUGUUGAUUCAAUACAUCAGAUUGAAGUAUGUUGGUAUUUUAACAGUAUUAAAUUUUCUAAUCCAUAAACAUGGAGUGUCUCCAUUUAUUUAGGUCUGUAAUUUCUUUCAAUGCUAUUUUAUAGAUUUUAGUGUAUACAUCUUGAAUUUAUUACAUUAAAUGUUUUUCAAAGGUAUUCUUCUUGAUACUAUUACAAGCAGUUGUUUUAUUUUGGAUUAUUCGUUGCUAGCAUCUAGAAAGGAUUGAAUUUUGUGUAUUGACCUUGUAUACUACAGCUAUUCUUAGCUGAUUCUGUUUUUAAUUUUUUUUCUGUAUACAAGAUUGUGCAUUUGUCAAUAGAAAUACUUUUGCUUCCUUUCAAAUCUGUAUUCUUUUUAUUUCAUUUUCCUGCCUAAGUGCUCUGGCUAGCACGUCCAGUAUAAUAAUAAAUAGAAGUGGCAAGAGUGGACAUCUUUUUCUUGUUGCUGAUUUUAUGGGGAAAGUAUUAGGUCUUUCACCAUUAAAUAUGAUGUUAGCUGUGGGUUUUUCAUAGAUACUGCAAGUUGAGGAAAUUUCCAUUUAUUCCUACUUUAUUGAGUGUUUUUUAUCAAAAAUUACUGAAUUUUGUCAAAUGCUUCUGUAUCUAUUAAGGUCAUGUAGUUUUUGUCCUUUAUUCUCUUGAUAUGUUGUAUUACAUUGAUGGAUUUUUUUGUAUAUUGAACAAACCUUGCAUUCCUGGAAUAACCCCACUUGUCUAUGCUACAUAAACCAUUUUCUAUGCUGCUG